Messenger RNA from Carya illinoinensis, 1150 nucleotides. Its product is annotated as ganglioside-induced differentiation-associated protein 2-like. The record is from RefSeq and is a predicted model, not a curated record. The transcript is spliced from 4 exons. NCBI's taxonomy places the organism in Eukaryota, Viridiplantae, Streptophyta, Magnoliopsida, Fagales, Juglandaceae. The coding region runs from base 4 to 825 and encodes 273 amino acids.
CAGAUGUACGUGAAUAUGGUUUUUCUGUACAAAAAGAAUAUGCUUCAGAAUAUACCCUCCGAUUUUCUGAACCCGGAUCUCUAUCUCAUAACUACGCUUGUCCUCUCCGAGAUCAAUGCUUCUUUCUCUCUUUCUUUCUUCCUCCUACCCAAUACACAUUCUCUGCCUUUCCCCUCUCCUCUGUUUCUUCCAAAAUUCAACAAGAAGAAUAUGUGUGCCCACACUUGCCAAUCCCAACGACAACAACAGCAACUCAUUGAAGAACUGGAGAUCUUCAAGAUCAAAGGCAGAGACAGACGUGGUCGCAAGAUCCUUCGCAUUGUCGGAAAAUUCUUCCCCUCUAGGAGUUUGAGUGUCGACGUGGUGAACAAGCACCUGGAGGAGAAGGUGUAUCCGAAAUUGGGUAAAAAGGCAUUCUCGGUGGUGUACGUGCACACAGGCGUUCAAAGGUGCGAGAACUUUCCCGGAAUCUCAGCCCUAAGAUCAAUCUACGAGGGGAUUCCGGUGGACGUGAAGGAGAAUCUUGAGGCCGUGUAUUUUGUCCACCCGGACUUGCAGGCCAGGCUCUUCCUCGCCACCUUCGGCCGUCUUCUCUUCAGCGGAGGGCUAUACGGGAAGCUGAGGUACGUGAGCAGGCUGGAUUUGCUGUGGGAGAACGUGAGGAGGAAUGAGAUUGAGAUCCCGGAGUUUGUGUAUGAUCAUGAUGAAGAUUUGGAGUACCGUCCGAUGAUGGAUUAUGGUUUGGAGAGCGACCAUCCUAGGGUCUACGGUGCACCCGCGGUGGAUUCGCCCGUCCCAUUGUACUCCAUGAGGUGCAUCUCAUAAAGAACAUGAAGAGUAUGGAUGGGCCUUGUGGUCAGCCUUUUUUCUAUGGAAUUAAAACAGAUUAUCGGGCGUUUGCUAUCCCGGAAAGAGUUUUAAGGUCAUUAUCAGUUGGCCAGAAUACUGAGGGUCCUUUUCCCUUCUUGUGGUCCAAUUUCUCAUUUGUAAGAACAGGUUUAAUUUUCUUUUUUGAAUUGGCACUGAGUGUCACGCUAUUGACUAUUCAGAAGGAUACGAAGUUGAAUAUGAUGAUACGAAGUUGAAUAUGAUGUAGAGUGCAUUUAGUUGUGUUAAUCAAAAUGGACUUGCGGACCGAGUCAGGACCUCA